CUUUUUGACACUUUUUCUUUCACUCUUAUUCCCGCAGUCAACAUGGUGAAGACUGAAGAGUUUGAAUUGCCUAAGCGAUUGCCCAAGCUUAUUGUAUUCGAUCUGGACUGUACUCUUUGGACACCUUGGAUUGACUAUACCUAUGGGCCUCCUUUUGUAUAUCAUGAAGAAACCAAUUCCCUGACUGACAAGAAAGGCGAAAAGUUGAAACUAUUCAAGAAUAUCACUGAAGUAUUGACAAUGAUUCGAAGUUUUCCUGAUACCAAGAUUGGCAUUGCUUCAAGAACCGGUACACCUGACUGGGCGCGAAUGGCAUUAAAAUAUUUUCAAGUACCUGAACUUGGAUGCAGUAUGUAUGAUCUGAUAGACUAUAUGGAAAUCUAUCCUGGACGCAAAAUACAACAUUUGACAGAAUUGGAACAAUCUUCAGGGAUUCAAUGUGAAGAUAUGUUGUUUUUUGAUGAUGAACUACGCAAUAAAGAAGUCCAAAAGUUAGGUGUACAUUUUGUAUUGGUGGAUCCAGCAAAAGGUGUGACAACGCAUCAAUUUAAAUCAGCUUUACAACAAUUUGAUCGACAAUCAAGUUGCGUACAAACAACUCUUCCAUUUUAAUAGCACGGUU
This is a messenger RNA of Halteromyces radiatus, 622 nucleotides long. Its product is annotated as magnesium-dependent phosphatase-1. Gene Ontology annotation, molecular function: acid phosphatase activity. The coding region runs from base 43 to 612 and encodes 189 amino acids. NCBI's taxonomy places the organism in Eukaryota, Fungi, Mucoromycota, Mucoromycetes, Mucorales, Cunninghamellaceae. The record is from RefSeq and is a predicted model, not a curated record. The transcript has 5 exons.